CGUCAGUACAUCCCCGUGAACCUGCAGCGGUGGAGCUUCUGGUGGUUCGUGGCUCAGUACUCCUUCAUGUACCUGGGCAGCCUCUUCGUCAUCGUCUGCCUCUCCUUCUUCCUGCUGGGCUCCUGGGACUACCUGCCGUCUGUCUACGGCUUCAUUCUCUCAGUACCAGACUUGACCCCCAACAUCGGACUCUUCUGGUACUUCUUCGCCGAGAUGUUUGAACACUUCCGCCUCUUCUUCCUCUGCGUCUUCCAGAUCAAUGUCUUCUUCUACACCGUCCCUCUGUCCAUCAAGCUCAAGGAUCAUCCAGUGUUCCUGAUCUUCAUGCAGUUAGCUGUGAUCUCCAUCUUUAAGUCCUACCCCACUGUGGGAGACAUCUCUCUCUACAUGGCCUUCCUCCCUGUGUGGAGCCACCUGCACCGAUUCUUGAGGAACAUCUUCUUGGUGUCCUGCGUCCUGCUCGCCUGCUCUGCUCUGUUCCCGGUCCUCUGGCACCUCUGGAUCUACGCCGGCAGCGCCAACUCCAACUUCUACUACGCCAUCACGCUGCUGUUCAACGUGGCUCAGGUGGGACGUCCCGGACGGGGAAUGAGCUCCUGAUCCCAUCCGAGAUAUAGUCCGCUAAUAAGUCGAUGGGGCGAUUGUGGCUAAGUGGAUAGCAGGGCCGUCUUUCAAUCAGAGGGUCGGCGGUUUGAACCCC
Anarrhichthys ocellatus (wolf-eel) is the source of this 700-nucleotide messenger RNA. It is a transcript of the gene pigu, whose product is annotated as phosphatidylinositol glycan anchor biosynthesis, class U. The record is from RefSeq and is a predicted model, not a curated record. NCBI's taxonomy places the organism in Eukaryota, Metazoa, Chordata, Actinopteri, Perciformes, Anarhichadidae. Gene Ontology annotation, biological process: attachment of GPI anchor to protein. The annotation marks the transcript as partial. The transcript has 4 exons. Gene Ontology annotation, cellular component: GPI-anchor transamidase complex; membrane.